Messenger RNA from Rotaria sp. Silwood2, 1104 nucleotides. NCBI's taxonomy places the organism in Eukaryota, Metazoa, Rotifera, Eurotatoria, Philodinida, Philodinidae. The record is from the annotation of a GenBank genome assembly.
AUGAGAUUUCGAUCAUCAUCAGACUCCAUGCAACAUUUUAAAACGCUGAAUGAACUACAAAAGCCGAGUGACAGAUAUGUAUCAAUCCCUGUCGAAAAAUGGAUUAUCAAUCGAAAACCUCGGACAAAAUGUUUUCUAGUUAUUCAACUUCUCAAACUUAUUUCGGUCAUACUCGUUCCGUUAAUAAUUGGUGCAUUUACAGUCAUACAAACACUACAUGAUUCGAAAAAUUCUCAAUUAGCUCGUGAUGCUGAAUAUCAACGUCGUGUGGAUGAUAAAUUGAACCUCGACAUGGAACGACGACGUGAUGAUGCACAUGCCAUUGAACUACGCAUCCAACAAAUUUAUGACAAAUUUUUGUCAGACACUCAAGAGACUCUUCGAAUUUCGAAUGAAGACUUAACAGAAUCUGAUUUGAUAUUUUUAAGAGCAAGAACAUUAACUGCAGCGGAACAGAUGGAUCCAAAACGAAAAACAUAUCUCAUCCAAUUAUUGUAUGAGAGCCGGUUGUUAUACAGUAACGAGUAUGUUGGGAAAGCGAACUAUCGCUCUGUCGAUUUAGAGGGUGUCGAUUUAUCCAACUGUAAAUUCGGUCGUUCGGACGAACGUGAUUCAAUGAGCAUGAUGAAUCUAAAUGGACUCCGUGUAUCACGUACUCGUUUGCGAAAUUCAUCAUUUGAAAAUGUGAAUUUAACUGAUUCAACCUUCGAAAAUUGUGAUAUGACAGGGACAAUUUUCACAAACGUUAUUCUUAUUGAUGUAAAUUUCAACGAUGCCAUUGUUUAUCGUUCGAAUUUCAUCGAUGUUCAAUUCCAAACGAAACAAAUUUACAGAGGCAUGUUUCGAAAUGUAAUGUUCAUUGGAAGCCGAAUUUCGACAGGAAAUGAAGCAUGGUACAAUUGUGAUUUUGGUGGUUCAACAUUCAUUCAUACACGAUUUCCAGAUUUUCAAAUAAAAAAUUCCAUUUUUGAUCGAACAAAUUUUGUGAACGUUUCCAUGUUUAAUAAGUUUAAGGCUGUCACUGAGUUUCAGCUCGACAAACGUAAUAAACUUGGAACUGAUAUCUACACUGUUUCAGUUGAGACUAAACGUUUCAUGAUUUAG